AAGCUCGGGUCUGGUCUGGUCCGUCUUCCAGAUAAGCAGGGGGGAAGCCCCUGGGAGCCGGCGGCCUCCACGGUCGCCCUUUUCUUCUUGACGCUGGGAUGCUCGUGAACCAGCUGUAGUUUGAACAUUGCGGACUUACAUCCCCGCUACUUCCUGCCCGGGCAGCUGCAUGACUGAGUUACUGGAAAUUUGGGGCCAGUUUGGUAAUUUUAUGUUCGAGUUGAGAAAUAAACUUAUUAACCCGAAAAGACAGCUGAGUAAGUGUAUGAGAAGUCGUGUCAUUCCUGGGCCUGCUUCUGAGGCUUCACCGAGCUGUUUUUAACCAGCCCCUUCCUCUGAGCCCUCCCCGGGCCCUUGGCCCCGAGCCCCGUGCCAGGCUUUUAAAAAAGGGGCUCGUGGGGCGUGUUGUGCGUUGGUGUGCUUUCGUUUCCAGUCUCGGGAAGCCUUGUGAAUGUAAAAUGCAGCUAUUUGGAUCGGAAGUGGAGCGGCUAGAUGUGUCCUGUUCUUGAAUCUGCACUUAGGAGGAGAAAAACUCUCUUUAAAAAUUAUUAUUUUUCUAGUUUCUAGUUGUCCUAUCUAUUACAUCAAGAUAGCCUCAGUCAGCUCAGGUAUACCAGAAGUGGUUUUGAUUUCUAUUAAACGGUGGUGAGUUUGUCUUAGUUAAGUUUACUGAACGCUGAUUGUAGGUAGCAACUCAGAGGAGACUUUCCCCCUUCAUUUUGAAAGCAAACAGGUGACUUACAACUUGUAGUAUUUACUCAACACAACAAAGAUAGGCAGGGGAAAUUGAAAUGUUGCUAAAGAAAGACCUCAUGCCUUAAGAGGCCUGGCCUGUGUUUAUAUUUAAUCUGAAGUUAGUUAAAUUGGGUAUAAUUAAGGGCACUUGCCAUUUGACCUUGUGGAAGAAAAGGCAUAGGUGUGCAGGGCUGCGCCGUGGCUGGUGAUUCCCGUUGUGUGUGUGCGCCUGUGUGUACACAGACACACACACACACACAGAGCUGUUUGUGUGUGUGUUCACACGGCGUUUUCUUUGUAGCGAGUUGAAGACAGGUAAAGAUAGAAUAGUUUGUUUUGUUUUUAGUUUGCUGAAAUCUCCCUCUGGUGUGGUUAAUCCUGUUUAAAAUCUUCUCAAAAUAUUUCAGGUAGGCCUGGUUAAAUAGUAAUAAUCGAAACCCACUGAUAGUAAUGCUUAUUAAUCUUGCUUCAUUAAAACCCUUUUCUAAAAUUCCUUUUCCUUAGAGUUCUCCUUUUCAGGUCAGGAUGGGAUUUUGAAAAGCCAGCUUCCAGACCACAGUGUCUGUUACUAUUGAUCAUAUUGAAACCAAAACUAGCAUGUGGUGCUCCGAGUUCGCAUUCGGAUCCUUUAACUGACCUCCAUUGAUUUCGCCGUGAAUCAGUUUUUAACUGACCCUUACACAUGCUCACAGGAAGACGUUUUUAUAGUGCUGUGGUCUAAUGGCAUGUAAAACCUAGCUCUUGCGUGCACUUUGAAGAGAAUGAGACUGUCCCUCAGGAACUUCCCAAGCUUUGCUGUGACUGCCUUGUCAUGUUGGUUGUCAUCUCGGCCUGGUUCUUACUCUCUCGCUUUCGCUUAACUUUUAAGCGUCUCAGCUCUGUUAGGAAAGCAGGGUCGACCAUUUAGCCCUUGGUUGUGACCUUGGUGAUUUCCUUGAAAUAAUAGUGAAGGGUUUAAAGUUACAGGUUUUGAUUUCUGCUGAUGAUUGCUCCGUAAAGUCCUCUUUACUUGUCAGACUAAGGAAAAAAAUAUAGGACAGUUGACAGAAAUGAAGUUUUCUGACCAGGUCUGGGCUGUCCUGUCGGAGCCAACCACUGGCUUGCCAGCGGGGGGCAUUUGUUGGGGUUGGAUGUUUUCACAUUUAUUUGGAGAGGAGUAACUUGGGGGUAAAAAAGAUUUGCAGGAAUACUGAACAUUCCUUGGCUGUAGAUGGAAUUUUUAUGUUUUUGAGCAAUUUUAAUACCUGCUGCCUCACUAUGGAAAUAAUUCCAUACCAAGAGGCGCAGGACACCUGUGGGCCGAAGCAGGGGUGGGCGGCCCUGGCCCUGCAGGGCGGCAGCCUGAGUCCAUCCGGGUGAAGAGCAGGGUCAACUCACCACACUUUGUCGGCAAGGGUGGGGGGGGGUAGCAGUUACCCUAAUUUGUUGUGCUCAGGCAGGAAGAACUUCUUCUCUUUGAAAGCAUUGUCUGAUGUGUGAUACUUGCUAAUUUCAAACCCUACAGGGAGUGGCAGAACUCAGGGUAGCUCUGGUCCCUAGUGGCUGCCUACUGAGUCGUGCAGAAGGGGUGUCCUAGAGAGCCAGGCUGCUCUUCCAGGCACUUAGAACAAUGUGGUUCCUACUCCUUUUCAGAGAAUACGUUGUGGUAAAUUGAAAAAAAAAAAAACAAAAACCAAAAAAACUUAAGUCAUCACAAUAUAAAUUAAACCCUAGUAUUUUCUUAAAACAGAGGUCAAACCUUUGAAUAACUCUGGCUUCCGGUUCCUGGGGAAUUUGGCUGAAGGCUCUGUGCUGCCAUUUACCGCGAGUAAAGGUGUAACUUUUUUUUUUUUUUUUAAAGCUGAGGAACAUUUUUGCCAAGGCUGCCUCUGGGUGCGCCAAGUCUGCUCAGACCGCUCACUUCCCCACAAGUUUAGAAGCAUCUAAGCUGCGGGUGUUGGGCCAGAGUGACCCCUUCUCUCCCCCUCCUGCUCUGUUGACAGUUGGUUGACUGUGUAUCGGCAGGAUCUGGACGGGCAGCUGGCUUCUGUGGGCUCCACAGGUUUUGGAAAUCCCUUGUCUCCAGGCUGCUGGAAUCGACAUCUUGCUCAACUGAACCACUCACUCAAUGGAGACCAGGAGAACGGAUGCUUUGAGCUGACUCAUUUGCAUCAAAGCCUCAGAACGUCUGCCCGCCCUGUUAGUGGAAAGAACCAGCGACCGUCGCUCUGUGCUUCCUAAGACUUCGAAGGUCACCGGUUAGGGGAACACAAGCUUUCUUCUGAACUUUGAUGAUAAAUAUUUGCUCCAGUUUUGAAGCCUGGGGCUGCUGGAGGUGUGAGUGACAAGUCUCGCAAGUGGCCUUAUUCCAAUUUCAGAAUUUCCUCCACCUGGUUCUUAACUUCCUCUGCGAUCCCACAGGGACAGGAAAAUGCCCACUCAGUCCCUCUUAGUGUACAUGGACGGGCCGGAAGUCAUUGGCGAUGCGCUGGGCCCCCAGGUGGAGAUGGAGGAUGCCGUGCCCAUGAAGGGGACGCCCUCUGUGCCUUUCCGGGCGACGCCGGAGAAGAGCACGGCCCAGGUGGAGGGACCCCUGCCCCUCGACUGCAUGUUCUGCAGCCAGGCCUUCGCGCACGCGGACGACCUCAACAAGCACGUCUUGACGCAGCACCGGCCCAUCCUCUGCGAGCCGGCCGUCCUGCGCGUCGAGGCCGAGUACCUCAGCCCUCUUGAUAAGAGCCAAGGCAGGACGGACCCUCCCAAGGACAAGCCUGGCAAAGAAAACGAAGAACUGAGCUGUGAGGUGUGCGGGCAGACGUUCCGGGUGGCCUUCGAGGUGGAGAUCCACAUGAAGAAGCACAAGGACUCCUUCACCUACGGGUGCGCUGUGUGUGGGCGCAGGUUCAAGGAGCCCUGGUUUCUGAAGAAUCACAUGCGGACUCACACCGGCAAGUCGGGGGCCAAGGGGAAGCUGCAGCCGGGCCUGGAGAGCCCUGCCACCAUCAACGAGGUGGUGCAGGGCCAGGCCCCUGAGAGCAUCGCCUCUCCUUACAAAAUCUGCAUGGUUUGUGGCUUCCUCUUUCCAAAUAAAGAAAGUCUGAUUGAUCACAGGAAGAUGCACACCAAAGACAGGGCUUCCGGCCCCGGCCACACACAGGCCGACCCGCGGCAGGAGGGCAUGCGGGCCCCGGGGCAGGAGUUCCUGCAGUUUUUAAACCUCAGACCCACCUCGCACCCAGAGACCGGCCGGCAACCCGCCAAAUGGAUACCUCAGCUUGACCCCUUCACCACCUACCAGGCCUGGCAGCUGGCCACCAAGGGCAAGGUGGCCGUGUGCCGGGAGGUGAAGGAGCAGCCGGGGCAGGAGGGCAGCACCGACAACGACGACUCGUGCUCGGAGAAGGAGGAGCUGGGGGAGAUCUGGGGUGCCAGCAAGAGCCAGGCUGACGGCGCCGGCAAGGCCAAGGCGGGCAGGGGUGGUCCCCCCGGCCUGGCCCACGAUAAAGACAAGCCCCGCCACGCCAGCGGCGAAGUGCCUUCGGCCGACGGCGACCCCAAGCUGCCGGGCCACAAGGACAAGCCCACGCACUGCGCCGAGUGCGGCAAGGCCUUCCGCACCUACCACCAGUUGGUGCUGCACUCGCGUGUGCACAAGCGGGAUCGCCGGGCCGACGCUGGCUCGCCCCCCCUGGCCGCCGACGGGAGGCUGCCCGGGACGUGCUCCCCCGACCCCACGGCCCCAGACGACAGCGGCGCCGUGGACCGAGAAGGUGGUUCUGAAGAUGGGUCCGAGGACGGGCUCCCGGACGGGCUCCCUCUGGAUAAAAACGACGACGGAGGAAAGAUCAAGCACCUUCCGUCCUCGAGGGAGUGCAGCUACUGUGGGAAGUUCUUCCGUUCCAACUAUUACCUCAACAUUCAUCUCAGAACACACACAGGGGAAAAGCCGUACAAAUGUGAAUUCUGCGACUACGCAGCGGCCCAGAAGACCUCCCUGCGGUACCACCUGGAGAGACACCACAAGGACAAGCAGGUGGACUCGGCGGUGGAGGUCAAGGGCGACGCGAAGCCCCCUGAGGCCGAGGAAGCACUACUCUCCAGCGAUGCCGCGCAAACCAAAAAUUUGAAAAGAUUUUUUGAUGGUGCCAAAGAUGUUAAAGGCAGCCCGCCCGCGAAGCAGCUGAAGGGGGCGGCCUCUGCCUUCCAGAACGCCCUGGGCGGCGCUUCUCCUGCCCCCGCCCCCGCCCCCAGGGACACUCAGGACUUCAGCAGAAAUGUCCUCGCCGCAGAGGAUGCUGCAGAGAGAGCGCGCAGGAGCCCCGCCCCCGCAUACUUGGACCUGUUGAAAAAGAGACCCGUGGCGGAGCCUCCCGCCGGGCGCCCCCCAUGCACCCUGCACCCCGACAGCUCGGCCCUGAAGGCCAUCGAGGCCGUUCCCAAGGACAGGAGGGGGGAGCGGCCCCCCGACGCCCAGGAGAAGCCCUUGAACUUGUCGCUGGGGCCGCUGCACAGCUGCCCGGCCAUCUCUCUGAGCAAAAGUCUGAUCCCCAGCAUCACUUGCCCGUUUUGUACCUUCAAGACCUUCUACCCCGAAGUUUUAAUGAUGCACCAGAGACUCGAGCAUAAGUACAACCCCGACACCCACAAGAACUGCAGGAGCAAGUCCUGGCUGCGCAGCCGGCGCACGGGGUGCCCACCCGCACUGCUGGGCAAGGACGUGCCCCCGCUGGCCGCCUUCCACCGGCCGCGGCCCAGGGCGGCGCCCCCCGCCAAGCCCCGCAGCCGACAAGGCCAAGCCCAGCGCCCCACGCCCAGCCGCGCUGCGCCCCCCGUGGGGGCCGACCCCAGCACUUUAGCGCCCAGCAACCUGAAGUCUCACCGGCCCCCGCCUGGCCUUGGGGCGCCGGGGGUGUUCCCCAAAGCCAGCCACCCCCCUGGCCCGGAGAAGGCGCGGCGGCCAGAGGCCCGGCCCAAGCCCCCAGUGCUGGGUGGUGGCCACCCCAAUGGCCUGGCUGAGGGUGCCCCCCCGAGCGAGGGGCCCUGGGCGCCCCCUGCCAGAGACUUCUUCUGUGCUGAGCCGCUGCCCAAGCGCCCCAAGGCCGGCACCCCCGACGGGGACCCGCCUGCGCCCCCUGUCCGCAAGAGCUUCGACCACCUCCCCAAGUACCACGUGGUCCGAGGGAUCACCUCGCUGCUGCCUCAGGAAUGUGCGUGCCCCCCGCCCGUGGCGCUGCCCCCCAAGCCCCGCUUCCUGGGCUCGGCCUCCCCUGAGCCCCCUGGCGUGCUGACCCCACAGAAGCCCUACGCAGCCUCUGGGGCACUCUUCGCGUGUGGCCCCCCCGCGGGUCCCGGGCCGGGCCCAGCGCUAGAAGGAAAAAGGCCCGUGUCAUAUCAACACUUAUCUAGCAGCGUGCUACAGAAGAGAAACUACGAGAAUUUUAUUGGGAAUGCACCUUAUCGACCAAAUGACAAAAAAACUUGAUUUCCUGUUGGGGGAAGAGAGGUCUUGACGGAUGUGUGCACGCUCCAUGAAGUUAAAUCAGCUCCUCCCUUGAGAGCGCGGAUGGUGAAAGCUACUGAAAUAAGCUGUGACUGUACUGUACAUACGACGUGCCAGGAACACUACGGUUUUGUAAAGUUGUCCUGUAACUUUUGUACCAAAUAGCAAUAAAAACUAGAGUUGGAACGUUUGGUUGUACACAAAUGGAGACCAGAAAUCUCUAUUUUGUCCCGGAAUAAUAUUUUUUUUAGAUUUGACCAAAUAAGUGGAAUUCUUUUGCAUACUUGAGCGCUGCUGAGAAGAAAUCAUUUGGGUCAGGGGGUGGGGGGAGAAAGUAUAUAAUGCUUGCACCUCAGGUUAAAGUCUGUACAUAGAGAAGUUGUAAACCUGCUUGUUUCAACCCUGUCUGUGUCUUUGCUCUCGCUCGUCCCUUCGAGCAGUUUCUGCUACUUGUGCUCUUUUCGUUGAAAAUGUAUGUUUUUUAAAAAAAUUUCUCAAUGAUUUGUAUUAUGUUAAAUCCUUUGUAGUCUGUUGUUGUCCUAGUAACACAGUCAUUAGUGGAAGUCUUGGCCCGCUGAGGUCAGCGCCCUAGACCUGUGCCCCCCACCUCCGACAGGUCCCCGCCCCCCGGUGCUUUUCUGAGGGGGGGGGGUGGCUUACGGGAUUUUUAAGUGUGUGUGUCUGCCGAGAAGCAUUUCUCUGCAGAACAGCCAAAUACCCAGUAAACGUACCAAAUUAUACAUGGGAAGUUACAGUUGUUUUCUAGCAAAUUAAUCAUUUUUGUUGGAAAAUUCAAAGGGUGGGGGGAGGGCGGGGGUGCGCCUUGGUCCAAAUUAGCGCAUCGAAACGGAGGGAGCUAAAUUAUACCUGUGAAUUACCUAUUCUGGAAGCAAUUUUAAAGGCAGUAAAAGUUUCAGGGUCAAUUUUAGGUUUGUGUUUGGAAGACUUGGUGCUGCUGGCUUUUGGGUUAACCAUUCAGGUGAAAUUAGCGACACUCGAUUCUGAGUCGGGAGCUCCGGGCUGAGCCUUCUGGGAAUCUGGGAGAGGUCCUCUGCUUCGAGACCUCGGCCGCCUUCCCAUUUUUGGUUGUUUUGAAGCAGCAACAUUUUUCUCAGUGCAUAUGCAGUCUAGCUUUUAAAGAGGGGUGGGCCACCAGCUGGCUCCCUGGACAUUUUAAACUUUUGUUCCCUCGACACGCUGUCCAUGUCCCGAGUUUUCGCAGCACAUGGGCUUAGCAGCCACAAGAUAUUUUAUUAAGAAACUUUCAAAAAUAAAUUUGCACUGUUCAUCUUUCUUGCCCUGCCCUUCUCGGUCGAGCGAGGGUAAAGUUCUAGAAGAAUCCUGAUGUUUUUGUUUUCCCAUUAUGCAACGUGAAGUGAACUCGAUAGAGGAGUCUUAACUCCCGCGCAGGGAGACCCAGUUGGAGAGUCUGCUGGCAUCGCAAUGAAGUGCUUUGCAUCAGGAAAGUGGACAUUCUUGACCUUUUCCUGUUCACAAGCUGAGCCAUAUGUACAUAAUCUAGAUUUUUGUUUUCCUAGUUUUGCACUUUUAUAGCCUAUUUUUGAAGAUUAACACAAUUGCAAAUAAUUGACUUGAUCUUUGCCUAAGCCAGUGAGUGUUACAGAGAGCUUGCUGUGACUGUACGUGUAAAUCUUAAAGGGGGUAUGUGAUAAUAGAGGGCUGAAAUUUAAACCUGUAUUUAAAAAAAAUCACCAAAUCUAUUUGAAAACAAGUCAAUUCAUGUUAUGCUGAAAUUUUGGGGGCUUUUGGAUUUCUUUCUAACCACCCUUCUGGAUGCAUAAAAAUGUCAGUUUUUUUUUUUUUUCUCCACAGCCCUUGUAUCCAAAAUGUUGGUUUUUUUUUUUUUUUUUCCUUUUUUGUCCAUCAGUAUUAACUAUUGGGAUACUACUGGUUUUGUACACUUUCUUCCCUUUGAGACAACAGUACAAUAGAGGUACAAUCCGUUGGGGUUUUGUUUAUGUAUUUAUUUCAUUCCAGUUGGAUUUAUUUUAAUUGUCGAUACUUAAGUUGUCAAACAGUAGACAUUACUUGUUUUAUUUAUGAUAUAUUUCAGCUUAAAGUUAUGUUAUUAUAUGUGGAUGUAAAUAUAGAUUUGGUGUUUUGCAAUCUUGGAUUUUGGUCUCUUUAUUCUGUGUUCCUGGAUUCUGAUUUUAUUUAACAUUUUCUCAGUACAAUUUUAAACACACGGCAGGGCGGUCAGGCCAGCGCACCCCCAGACGUGACAGUCCUGGCCGGUCUUUUUGCCAGGCCUCCCCCACCCCUUCACACACACACAGUAAAGCAAGUCUCUCAACCACAGUUUACUUUUAUUCCCAGAACACUGUAUAGUGUGUGUCCUUUUCACCAUCACAAGCAAGUGACGAGGGGGGAGCCUGCGGUCGGUCCCGUCUGCUCCCAGGGUCCCCGGGAUGUCUUCCGGGGCUGGUCACUGGUGACCGGAAUCCCAAGGAGAUGCACCACCCGGCUUAGCUGAUUUUCCACACACCCCCCGAAAGUUGCAGGUUGUCUGCUCUGCGUUGUUUGUGUUUAUUGCAUAUUUGGUUUCGUGUAACCUCCACUCCCUUUAGUAAGGUCUAUACAUGUAUAAAUGAAAUCCUGAGGUUUAGACAGAUUUGAACUC
This is a messenger RNA of Talpa occidentalis (Iberian mole), 8855 nucleotides long. RefSeq names its product zinc finger protein 217 (gene ZNF217). Gene Ontology annotation, molecular function: RNA polymerase II cis-regulatory region sequence-specific DNA binding; DNA-binding transcription factor activity, RNA polymerase II-specific. Gene Ontology annotation, biological process: regulation of DNA-templated transcription. Gene Ontology annotation, cellular component: nucleus. The record is from RefSeq and is a predicted model, not a curated record. Lineage: Eukaryota; Metazoa; Chordata; Mammalia; Eulipotyphla; Talpidae.